AUGGCCUGGCAAUGUACUGCAUUCCUGAGCUUCACACUUAUCACACUGGUCUUGGGAAGACCCAGUGGUGUAGACAGAAGGAAGUCCAGCAAUGUUCUGCCAGUAUCUAGAAUCACACUGAAGGCUUCUUCUACACACCAUGGAAAUAGAAAUUCCCAGGGACUGAAGGUUCCUCUGUACAUGAUGCAGCUAUACAAGUCUCUCAUCAUGGCCAACGACACUGAGCCAUCUUUGCUGGAACAUCCAGCCCUCUGGGAAUCCGAUUCCGUACUCAGUCUUGCGGCAAAACAUUGCUCUGAAAAGGAUAAUGUUUUGGAAAUUGCAUUCGACAUGACAUCAAUCGAAACAAACAAUGAGCUGAAGCUGGCUGAACUAAGGAUACUACCAUCAUCUUUUAAAGACUUCAGUGACAUAACACUGGACAUUUUCCAUGGCACAGAAGGCAGCAAAAAGAUCUUUAUUGGUUCAUUACAGUCUACCUCUACCUCUAUAUCAGGUUCCACAUGGAAGGCAUAUAACCUGACUAACAUGAUUCAGAAGUACCUUUAUCAUUCAGCAUCAAAAAAGGUCAAAGAUACAUCAGAUGGUAGUGUGAGCACUAAAUGUAAUGGAAUGACAGCUGAAAAGGUUAUGCUGGUGGUGUUUUCAAAGGACAGACAAUCUCUCAAUCUCUAUGGGUCUCCAAGCAUCAUUAAGGCAGUUGAAUCCUCAAAAUAUGUCAGAGCAGAGAACGAUACCAUCAAGAAAAGUGACUCUAAGAGACAUCGGAGAAGUUGGAAUACAAAACACAGCAUCAUUAGAAAUAGUAUUUCCUCCAUACCGGCAGGAAAUGGAAAACCUCUUUGCAGGAAAGUGGACAUGUUUGUGGACUUUGAAGUUCUUGGGUGGGGAGAGCAGAUUGUCUACCCCAAAAGAUUUAACGCCUACAGGUGUGAAGGAUCCUGCCCUAUACCUCUGAAUGAAUUAUUCAAGCCAUCGAAUCAUGCCUACAUGCAGAGUUUGGUGAAAUUUAACGAUCCCGAGAAAGUGGCCUGUCCGCUGUGUGCACCUGUCAAAAUGAGACCAUUGUCCAUGUUAAUGUACGAAGGGGAGAAGAUUGUCCUCAAACACCACGAGGACAUGAUUGUGGAAGACUGUGGUUGUACAUAA
This is a messenger RNA of Nanorana parkeri, 1149 nucleotides long. RefSeq names its product nodal homolog 2-A-like. The record is from RefSeq and is a predicted model, not a curated record. The coding region runs from base 1 to 1149 and encodes 382 amino acids. Gene Ontology annotation, cellular component: extracellular region. Gene Ontology annotation, biological process: BMP signaling pathway; SMAD protein signal transduction. The transcript is spliced from 3 exons. NCBI's taxonomy places the organism in Eukaryota, Metazoa, Chordata, Amphibia, Anura, Dicroglossidae. Gene Ontology annotation, molecular function: cytokine activity; type I activin receptor binding; growth factor activity.